AUGAUUGCUCGUUGUCGCGCUAAAUGCUGGGUGGUUCAUUUGAAAGAAGAAAAUCAGGGCCUCCAAUUGCCAUAUUCUCAACGGGGAUUCAAAGGUCAUAUUAUUAUUUAUCCUCAGAAUCCUUCUGCAUUACUAGAUGUUCUUCCUUGUACUCUUGAUGACGUUUCCACACCAGUUUGUGUGAUCUUUGUAGGAUCGAAACCACCUUCAGCAGAGUGGUUACGUACCAAGGCCAGACCCUUGAUAAUCAGGCGUGAGCGUGUGCGUAAUGCUUUACAAUGGCUUGUGCAACAUAAUCCUUUGUAUGCUGAAGUUGUCAUUGAUCAUACGCUUCUCGACAGUUUACAAGAAGAACAGACAUUGCCUGUGCAUAUUCAACAUGUGUUGUCUGAUCAAUCUGAUGAUCUUCUCACUUCGAAAUAUGAUGCGCCGUCUUUGGAUUCUGAAGGCAUGGUUGAUCAUUGCGAUGCUACAGACAUUCCUGUGCCAUUUUCUAACGUGGUAGUUACAGAUGUGGAUGCACACGCCCCUGCUAAUGAGUUACGAGCUGCUGCGUUACGACACGUGAAACAGCGUGGUGGAGGAUACAUCGAAGUUCCGCAUGGUCCUCAGCCUGUCAAUGAGUUCUUCAAUCCGCAGUUAUUUCCAAUGAUUUAUCCGAUCUUGUUCCCUUAUGGUCUGGGUGGCUUCGAGGAUUCGAUUCGCACCACAAGGAUAUCCAUGAAAAAGCAUACAAACGUUUUCAAGAGCAUUAUUCGUUCUUGUUCACCGUUUUCAAUGUACUGCAACGACGAGAAAUUCUUUUGCAUUCAAGCCUGA
Messenger RNA from Suillus fuscotomentosus, 819 nucleotides. RefSeq lists its product as uncharacterized. Lineage: Eukaryota; Fungi; Basidiomycota; Agaricomycetes; Boletales; Suillaceae. The record is from RefSeq and is a predicted model, not a curated record. The coding region runs from base 1 to 819 and encodes 272 amino acids. The transcript has 2 exons.